UUCUGUUAGGAGGAGCUUGGAUCUCCAUUCGGUGUGAUCCGGGAACAGCUUUUUCCCUCCAGCUCUGAAAGAGGGCCCUUUCGGGUACAGGCAAGGUUCAGAGCAAACGAAAAUAGCGGAUAUUUAAGCAAAAGCACCCUUAACGUUGGGUCCUACGCUCAUUAAUCAAAUUUCAGCGAUCCGAGGGAAACGUGCUCUUGGCGGUGCCAAUGUGAGCAAUCUUGAGCUGUCUCCUUCAGCAGCUCCCCAAGAGCUUGGCUCUAUCUUUGGUGGUUGAUCCCUCAGACCCCCACGCCCCCAGGUAGGUUCUGACCUGGGGGUCCCCGUGAGGAUCCAGAAGGAAAGGCAGAGACAGGGGAGGGAAAGAGGUAGAGAGAUGUCAGCCAAGCUUAACGGCUCCGGAUCGCCCCAAGAGUCCCUGUGACUCUGAACUUGAGGUGAAGCUCAGAACACCCCCACCUUCCCGCCUCCCAGGACCAGGCGGGCGGCAGGAGCUGAAGGUACAGCAUUCCCCCCGCCCCCACCCCAUCUCCUCCCCAUCCAGAAGAGGAGUGAAGUGCAGGCAGCGCGGAAAGCAGCGAGAGGCAGGAGAGGGGCGGGGAGAGGCGCUGACAAAUCAGCUGCGGGGGCGUUGAGCAGAAGAGGAGGAGGAGGAAAAAGAGGAGAAAGACCGCGACGACACGAACGGACCCGAGAAAGGGGGCGAGUGACCGAGCGAGCGCGGGGACGCGGGUGAGUGUGGUGUAAAGGAAUUCCUUAGCCAUGGAUGUAUUCAUGAAAGGACUUUCAAAGGCCAAGGAGGGAGUCGUGGCUGCUGCAGAGAAAACCAAACAGGGUGUGGCAGAAGCAGCAGGAAAGACAAAAGAGGGUGUUCUCUAUGUAGGCUCCAAAACCAAGGAAGGAGUGGUUCAUGGUGUGACAACAGUGGCUGAGAAAACCAAAGAGCAAGUGACAAAUGUUGGAGAGGCAGUGGUGACAGGGGUGACAGCAGUUGCACAGAGGACAGUGGAGGGAGCAGGGAGCAUUGCAGCCGCUACUGGCUUUGGCAGAAAGGACCAGCUGGGCAAGGGUGAAGAAGGAGCUCCACAGGAAGGAAUUCUGGAAGAUAUGCCUGUGGAUCCUGACAAUGAGACUUAUGAAAUGCCUUCUGAGGGAAAAAUCGAUGCCCACUAACAAAUGAAUUCCAGGAAGCAGACUGAUUGGCACUGUGUUGUUUUCUGAAAAUCCUCAAAGCGCAUAUUUGGAAAAGUUCAAAUUCCACAGUAGAAUCUUGACUGAAUUUUUGUAACUUGUGGUUACCUAGUUAGUUUUCUUUUUGGUGGAUGCCUUCAUCCUGUUAAGUUCAGAUAGGAGUUGUGAGUGAGAUUGCUAUAGUGAGAUUCCCCAAGAGACAGCAAAGCGAGAACAGUUCAAAAAAGUCUAAAUUGUUAAAAGGUACAAAAAAAUGUAGUAGUGAGACCAGGUCAAGAUUUAGGAUCUAACACAGAUGGAGGAAAAAAAUCAGUCUCGGUAGUUCUCUACCUCAGUGUCUAGCAAACAAUGCUGAGGGCUCUCCCAGAAGACUGACUCUACCUUUCCUCUUCCAUCAGCCCUUCCCAGUGGAAAAGCAAAUCUGCCCCCGUGUGACCACAAGCUGUAGGUUGGCUAAGGGUCAGAAAAUGACCUAUCUUUAUAACUGUCCGAUGCCUUCAAUUUAUAAAAAGCAAAAACCCAAGAUUGCACAGUGUUGACAUUUUGGAUAGAAUUGAAACAAACUUUCAACCAAUAAUACUUUAAUACUGCAAAAACUAUUAGGUGAAUUCCACCCUGGCUCAUGGCAAUGUUCUAGUAUAUGUCUCUAGAAGGAAUAAAAAAUAUUGACACUAAAAUCCAAUAUAUACUGGAAGCACAUAAUGCUCCCUAGUGUUAAUUCUAUACAAGAUUCGGGAUUCACUGAUGCCUGCGUCUUUGAACCACUGUACUCGCUCUGAAUUCCCACAUCUUCCUUAUUCCUUGUGAGGAAAAAUUUAUCAUUUUUUAAGUACUCCAAAAAAAGUACAUUAAAUUUAUAUAUGAGUAUACCAGAAAAUAGACAUAAAAUUCCAUGUCUAAAUUUUAAGCACAAAAAAAUAAGAAUAUUUAAGUUAAAAAAUGACCCAUAUACCCAUACAAAUAUGAUUUCAGCAAUUUCCUUAUUGAACACAUUUUGGGCCCUCAGAGUACAGUUUCAGGUAGAAUCUUCUUCAGAAUAAAUAUCUGAAUGAUUGAAGCAAGCUAUUAGAUGUGUUAUCCCUAAACAUAAAAUAUAUUCUACCAGCUAUAUUAUAUUAAGAUUGAGAUGGAAACAAACACCUUUGUAUACUAGCCAUAUAUGAAAACAUGACUAAAACUUACAUCAUUCAAGUGUACAACUAAUGUUUUAUAAAUAUAGUAUAGAUAAUCUUUCAAGUGCCUACUGUCAAGUAGAAUGACAUUUACUUUUGAACUGUCAUUUCUCUGGUCUUAAACCAUGACCAAGUUGUCUUGAUCCUUUAAAUAGAGAUUAUAGAUCAUUGAUCACCUGAAACUAACAAUGAUAAAAAAGAGAGAGGAGAGAGAGACUCUCUAGAUCAUUGAAAAAGGAGAGGUGAGUGCUGUUCUUUAGGAAAAGCAAAAACCUCAGUCAUUUCAGGAUAACAUCAGUUUGAAAAAAGACAGCACUUUUCUGGGAGUAUAGUUGCCAUUUCCCACAUAUUUCAAGAAGGUUUUACUAAUCUGAAAUUGUAGCAGAUGGAGAAGCAGCAGGUGUGAACUCAGAAAAUAUACAAGAGACAAGAUUCUAAACUAGGGCAGCCACUUAAGGCCUUUCACAAUUGAGGUUAGGGAAUGAACUGACUUUAGAAAAGAUACACAGUUGUGUGUGUGCAAUGCACUAAAAGAUAUGAGUGUUUUUAUAUAUGACAUGUCAUAAAUCUGGAUCCUAGAGGAGAGACAAUAGGCAUAGGGAAAAAUGUAAGAGUUAGACACCACAAGAAAAAAAAAAACGAAACAUAUCCCCAUCACUGUGCAAACAAAUUCAACAGUUCCUAUGCUAUUAAUUUCAGGAAUACAUUUCUCUAAAGACAAAUUCUUAUUUCAGCAACCUCAUACCAAAAUUUGUUCUGCUAGCUAUUUCAAAAUUAUUUUUAAAAAACAAAACCAUUAAGUAUUUUUAAAAUCAGAAUGCCUGGGUUCAAACAUUACCUCCACCACAUCCCAGCAAUGUGACCCUAGUAAAUAUCUUAGUCUCUCUGAAAAUUAGAUGUAAAUUGGAAAUAAUGGCAUUUAUAUAUACUUUGUGGUAAAGAUUAAGUUAACUCCACUAUCAUUAAAUUACUCUUAGUAUUGAGUAGUCUUUCAUUUCCAUUUCCUCAUCUUCAUUGUUACAAAAAAAGGCAAAAUUUUAAGAGUAAGGUGUAACAAAAUUAAAAUGAUGUAGAUAUUAUUCAAAUAAAUAUGCAGUCCAAGUAAACAUAUCCAUUUGGGCUGAAAAGGUAGUAAUUCUUCUUCCAUUACAAUGGUGAAUAUUAGAAAAGAAAAAGGCAAAAAGAAACCAGAGGAAAAUGUUUCAAGUAAAGAUUCCAACUUUAUUACAAGUGAAGAAAUACCUUCCUAUACAUUAUGUUGGAGAGAAUUUGAUAAUUUCCAAAAAGCCUUUUGAUUUAGUGAAUACACAGAGUAAUUUAAAUUAAAUUGGAAAGCAAAAUCUAUUUGUUUACUUACACCAUCCCAUCUUACACGGAGAAAAAAGGAAAAUAGAAAAACUAUAUAUACUCCAUCCUUAGACAUAUAUUUGAAGUAGACAAUUUCAACCAAAUACAGUAUCUAUUUGGUGCUUUUGGCUAUAGCAGAGCACAGAAAUGUUUUGCAGACUGUUGAACUGACUCAAUAUUAUGCCUCUAAAUAUCAGUAAUAUACAGUAAGGAAAUUCUAAUACGUCUUUGAGCUUUAUUCACUAAUGAAAUGCAUUUAAAAUUUUGUAUUCUAAAUUCUGUAUUUUAGAAUACAUACAAGAGGGGAAAAUCAACCUUUGCUUUCUUGUUCUUGGUUCUCUGAUAACGUCUAUUUAUCUUUCCACUUGCAGGUGGUUCUAAAGGGUCACAGUAAAGGCAUAAGCACAUAUUACAUUAAGUCAAAACAAUAGUAAAACUUUACAAAACUUCAGUUACCACAGAUGAAUGUGCCCCAUGGUGGCAGCACCAAAAAGGAAGCUUAAUUUGUGAGUGAACCAAAAGGUUCAUGUUUCUUUAACAUAGUGCUGGUGGUGAAUUUUAAGUAUCGCUCUUAAAUAACAUGCAAAUUUUUGAACUCUAUGGAAAAUUUAAUAUCCAUAUGUCUAUAUGACUUUUUCUGGCUAACAACAUUUAUUGUCUUCACCCCUUUUAAAAUGGAUGUGACUCAGAAGAGGUUAAUUAAAGAAUAACGUGUAAUUUCUAGAUGGGUCUCAGAAUUACUGAUUAAAACCUUAAUUUCGUGAAAUUUAUUCCAUAAAACAGUAGUUCCUAGGGAGUUAAAUAGAUAUAAAAGUAUUUAAUGGAUAAAUUAAACUUGUCUACUCCAGUGUUUUUCAGAGCCAUUAACAUUUUAAUGAACAUUGUUCAUCUCCAAGAGUGUGAUACAGCAGGCAGUGCUUCAAAAAGUCACCUAUGAAGAGAAACUUUUUUAGCAGCACUGCUUAGCUCCAGCUCUAAUAUUUUACGAAAAAAAUACGUGGGGAUAUGGUAAUUUAAGACUGCACUUCCUGACCAGACAUUCAGUGAUACAUAAUAAGGAGAAUUUUAUAAUUCAAUUCAAAUCACUAAUUUUUAGUCAGUAAAACAGUGACUGUGCCUUUAAGUCAUACUAUUCGCCAGAGCAAUUACUAUAGUUUUGCACAACUAGGGAAGGUGAUUGGCGGGUCCCAAUUAGAUUAGUAAUUCUCCACAUAGUCUUUUUAUUCUUUUAUUAAAUUUAUUGGGGUGACAUUCGUUAAUAAAAUUAUAUGGGUUUCAAGUGUACCAUUCUAUAAUACAUCAUCUAUGUAUUGCAUUGUGUUCACCACCCAAAGUCAUUUCUCUUUGCAUCAACAUAUACAUGACCCUCUUUACCAUCUUAUACCACUACCCUCACCUCUUAUCCUCCAGGAACUACUAAACUGUUGUCUGUGUCUAUGAGUUUUUUGUUUGUUUAUCUUGCUCGUUGCUUUGUUUUAUAUCUCACAUAUGAGUGAAGUCAUAUGGUUCUUCACUCUUUUGUCUGACUUAUUUAGCUUAGCAUGAUAAUCUCAAGAUCCAUCCAUGUUGUUUCAAAUGGCUUUACCUUGAUGGUUCCUUUGAGUCAAGCCCUAUCGCCACAUAUUCUUUGAUCAUCUGGGUAAAUUACCUUUGAAAAAACAAAUGCCUGUCUCUGUUGUUUCAGGAUACUUAUUACUUCCUCCCUAGCUAGUCACCAGCUAUACUUAAAAAAAAGAAAAAAAAAUAGAGAUCAGAAUAGUAAACGACAGGGGAAAAACAAAAGAACGUUUUACCAGCAAGGUCCAGGAAAUAGUCAUUAGUGAAAUUGUGUAAAGUGUAUUAAGCAUAGCCAAGAGCUAUAUUUUUAUCUGUAGGAUUACCAGGACUCGAAGUUUAAUCCAUUCUAAAUCAAUGUCAAAACAAACAAAACCAAAGAAAAUCACUAUACUAAUUAAACUUGAGCAAUAGUAGAUCUACAUUGUUAUACUUCCUAAGGCUCAAAUAUUCUGUGUAACUGCUUCUUAUGUUACAGAGGCCUAUAGGAUCUAUCUUCUUUAUGAAUGAAUCAGAAACACAUUUUAUUUCUACAACAAGUGCAGCUGUAACCUAAAGAGAGAAAAUAGAUGGCAGGUCAUCCUUUUUCUUCCUACCAACUUUAUCAGCUGUUCACUUAUACCCAAAGACUCCAUUUAAGAUGACAACUAGUAUUUCUCUUUUAUUCCCUCUGCUCACACUAAUUCUUUUUUUAGCUUCUGUGCUCUCCCCUUGCCACACCAUCUUGUUUUUGCCUGCAUCUGUUCUUCAUUAGCCUCCCAGAGAGGUAAGUUUUCAUUCAACAAUAUUUAUGGAGUACCUACCCAUAAUGAGCAUGAGACUGAAUAUAUGCAUUUGGGAAGAUCUGUUUCAAGAUGGGAAGAAGCUGACAAUCUCUUAAGGGAGCAAAGGACAAAAAGAAAAAAAAAAAAAA
Molecule: messenger RNA, 6177 nt
Organism: Rhinolophus ferrumequinum (greater horseshoe bat)
Lineage: Eukaryota; Metazoa; Chordata; Mammalia; Chiroptera; Rhinolophidae
Gene: SNCA
Product: synuclein alpha
Exons: 7
Coding region: 763-1173 (136 amino acids)
Biological process (GO): chemical synaptic transmission; synapse organization; synaptic vesicle endocytosis
Cellular component (GO): neuronal cell body; cytoplasm; axon terminus
Molecular function (GO): cuprous ion binding
Source: RefSeq, a predicted model, not a curated record